CACGCCCAUACACACACCUACUACCCGACCAACAUCAUGAACACCGGACUCACUGUGGCCGUGUUGGCUUUUGUAGUCAUCAUGAUCACCGCCGACCAGCGCGCCUCCUACGGCCCGCCUCCCAACACAGCCACCAUCCUCCAGGACAAGAGGACGCGCAACGGCUACGGGGAGUACUCCUUCCAGUACGAGACCAGCGACGGCACCGCCCGGCAGGAGUCUGGAAGUCAGAACGACGGCCAAGUGUCUCAGGGAGGCUGGAGGUACACGUCCCCUGAGGGUCAGCACGUGGACAUCACCUUCCUGGCUGACCACGGUGGCUACCAGCCUCGUGGGGACGUCCUGCCCAUAGCCCCGGCCCUCCCUUACCAACGGUCAGGCAACUAAGGCCAGGAGGAACCCAUCUUCUUGUUAAUUAACCCACAUACUUCUGUUAACCCACACUUCUGUUGACCUAUACUUAUGUUCAUCCACACUUCUGUUAACCCACACCCCUGUUCACCCAUACUUCUGUUGAUUCACAAUCCUGUUCACCCACGCUUUUGUUGACCCACACUCUUGUUGACUCAUCAGUGAAUCAGUUAGUCAGUCAGUCAGCCAGCCAUUCAGUCAGUAUUGGUCUUCAUAGAGCUAGCUAACGCAGGUAGGUGUGAGAGAUACUUCCUCAGGUCACUCUCUCACCUUCCUGGGGUUAUCUCUCGGUUCUCUCAGUGUCUCUUAGUUAAUUUGUUCCCAGGAAAGCGAAAUCCACUCAGAUGCGGGCAGGAUGGUCUCUGAUUGGUUCUUCUUACUAGGAUUUGAUAAAGUUAAAUGGGGUUUGGUCAGAUUAGGAUAAGUUAGGCUUAAAAUUUGUUAGAUUAGGUUUAUUUAGGAGAGAAUAACUUGGGUUAGAUUAGAUUAGGUUUGGUUAGAUUUAAAAUUAGUUAGGUUAGGUUGACUUUAACUUUACCGUACACUACACUACACGGCUUUAGUUUACCCGUAGGUCACACAAGCGUCUUCCCCCUGAUCUUCAACACAGAAUCCUCGUCCCCUGACCAAAAACCCUGAAGAUGUAUGAAACAGGAUGAUCUGAACUGAUGGAGGUGGCAUAACAUAGGAAAAAAACAAUAUAUUUUCUAUUGCUGUAACCACACUUUUGACUGUAUUAUAUAUUUGUCUCAAUGCUGUAACCACACUUUGUAUUGUAUGGUAGAAUUUGUAUUGCUGUAAUCACACUUUGUAAUAUGUACACUAAAUAUUUAUCAAUC
Homarus americanus (American lobster) is the source of this 1250-nucleotide messenger RNA. Its product is annotated as endocuticle structural glycoprotein ABD-5-like. Gene Ontology annotation, molecular function: structural constituent of chitin-based larval cuticle. Lineage: Eukaryota; Metazoa; Arthropoda; Malacostraca; Decapoda; Nephropidae. The transcript is spliced from 3 exons. Bases 37 to 387 code for a protein of 116 amino acids. The record is from RefSeq and is a predicted model, not a curated record. Gene Ontology annotation, cellular component: chitin-based extracellular matrix.